AUGCCCCGAGAGCACGGCCCCGAGCAGCGCUGUCCAGCGUCCGCGCCGCCCCGGCCCUGCAUCCCGCCCAUCCCGACCCGUCCCGUCCCAUCACAUCCAUCCCGACCCAUUCCCGUGUCCCGUCCCGGUCCCGUGUCUUGUCCCAUUCCCGUGUCCCGUCCUGUCCCGUCCCGUGUCCCGUCACAUUCCCGUAUCCCGUCCCGUCCCAUUCCUGUGUCGCGUCCCGUCCUAUCCUGUGUCCCGUCCCGUGUCCGGUGUCCCAUGUCUCGUCCCGUGUCCCGUCCCAUUCCCGUGUCCCGUUCCCGUCCUGUCCCGAGUCCCGUGCCCCCUGUCCUGUUCCGUCCCGUGUCCCGUCCCGUCCCACGUCCCGUCUCGUCUCGUCUCCCGUCCCGUCCUGUCCCGUCCCGUCCCGUCCCGUCCCGUCCCGUCCCCGUCCCCGUCCCACGUCUCGUCCCGUCUCGUCUCCCGUCCCGUCCCGUCUCCUCCCGUCCCCUCCCGUCCCGUCCCGUCUCGUCUCGUCUCGUCUCCCGUCCCGUCCUGUCCCGUCCCGUCCCGUCCCGUCCCGUCCUGUCCCGUCCCGUCCUGUCCCGUCCCCGCCGCUCCCGCCGCCACCGCCGGUGCUCAAAGCGCAAUUUGUCUGAUCCGGACCAAUCACGCGCUGCCGCUGAGUCGCAGCCAAUAGCAGCCGCGGCCGCCGAGGCCUGGCCAAUGGGCGCGCCGCCCGCAGCCGCGCGGCCAAUGGCUGCGCGUUAUUCUAAUGGGCCGCGUCUUUAUCAGAGAAAUGUUGGCGCUGCCCGAGCCCAAGUUGGGGGUCCGGGGCCGGAGGCGCCGCGAGGUCACCGGGGCUGCCCGCGGCCCGGCCCCGCCGGCAUCCCCGUGCCAGCCAGGCGCCCACGGGCCAGCGCGGACUCCGGGGCUCUGUAG
Messenger RNA from Onychostruthus taczanowskii (white-rumped snowfinch), 924 nucleotides. Its product is annotated as vegetative cell wall protein gp1-like. Lineage: Eukaryota; Metazoa; Chordata; Aves; Passeriformes; Passeridae. The record is from RefSeq and is a predicted model, not a curated record.